AUGUCAUGUAAUAUACUCAUCGCCGUUGUCGCUGUCGUCGCCGGCGUCGUCGUCAUCAUCAUCGUCGUCUUCAUCAACGUCAUCAUCGUCAUCGUCCCCAACAUGCAUGCACGCCUCACCUCACUCACUUUAUCUUCACCCUCUGCUUCGCAGGUAUGGCAUGUGGAUCACUUUGUGUGCACACACUGCAAGGAACCGUUUCCGAACCACAAGUUUGUGGCCCAUGGAGGCAUGCCGUACUGCACGCCGCACUACCUCGAGCUGUUUGGAGAAAAGUGCGCCGGAUGUGGCCAGUAUAUCACCGGCGAAAUGCUCAAAUCGGGCGACGGCACUUCGUACCAUCCACAGUGUAUGGUGUGUGUCCGGUGCGAGUGCGUGCUCACCAACACGCAGUUCUACCUCAUCGAGAGCAAGCUCUUCUGUGAGCCUUGCUCUAUUAGCCAGCUACAGGACAACGGGACGAUCGGUGACGGCUCGGCCGCGCCCGACGGCGACGGCCUCUCGGCCCGGGUCGACCUCCUUCCGUGCACCAAAUGCGGCGAACUUAUCACAGACAUGAUGGUCACCGCGCUCGACGCCAGCUAUCACCAGUCGUGCUUUACCUGCGCCAACUGCUCGACCCUCCUCUCGGGCCCGUUUGCGAGCUCGCGGACCGGCCAGCCGCUGUGCGUCACGUGUGGCCAGCUGCUCGGCCAGCGUGCGCGGUUGGCUCCCAAGCGCUCGCUUUCGACAGGGGGCGACGAAGAGUCCGGAGUCCCGGCGUCGGCGCGCGCGGCUGCAGCCGCAGCCGUUGUCGCGCCGCCCGAGCCGGCCGCGUCGGCGUCGCAACCACCGACCCGUCCGGCGCGCUCGAGCUCGACCGCCGACCCAACGUCCCCGCUGCACCCGCUCAACGUACUCGACCAUGACCUUGGCAUCCUCACCGGCGCGCUGCAAGAGUACUGCGAGCGCGAGUCGGAUGAUGUUGUGUUUCUCAAGGGCGCGCUGACCAAGCUGCUACACUCGGUCAAGACACUAGUCGCUCUCGGCAAGGCUGCCAAUCUCGACACCGGCCCAGUGUUUUCCGGAGCUGCGGCCGCCAUCUCUACCGCCAAGAACAUUGUUGUCAAGCCCGAAGAAAAGGCGGUGCACCUUGUCCCGUUUGACACCCAGCUCGGCAGCCUUGUGGCCGCCAUCACGGCGCUCAUCGCCGAGCUCCGCCGCAUCACCGGCGUUGUCCGCCCGGUCGGAUGGGAGGCUGCUGCGCCGGUCUUUGCCAACACCCCGCCAGGCUCCCGCCAGUCCAUGCCGCCGCUGAAGGCGUCGGCGGCAGCCGGAACCGGUAGCAGCACUGACACACCGGCUGCGCCGCAGCGUGUUCCGCGUGCUCGUGGCAUGUCCGAGACCGCACUGGCGUCCCAGCAGACCGCUGCCGCUGCUGCUGCUGCUGCUGCUCUUGCCGCUGUUCCUCCACAGCUUGAUGCUGCAGGCAGCUCCGCUGAGCCUCCUCCUACCACCCGGACUGAGCAAGCCGAGUCACGAGCAGCAACGAUCCACACAUCGACGCCAGGAGACGAAGCCGUGGUGGCGCCCGCAGCCAAGUCGACGACAACGUCCAAGAGCGGUAUGACCAAGACGCGAAUGCAGAUUGGCAAUCGGCAGUUUGUGCACAUGCGCGAUGCCAAGCGGGCCAAGGCGUACACCUCGGUCUCAAUGAUGGGCUGGAUGCGGAAGCGCGGCGGGCGGAUGAAGACGUGGAAGGACCGCUGGUUUGUGCUACGCAACUGCGUGCUCUACUACUACAAGUCGCAGGUCGAUACCACCCUCCUGAUGGGCCACAUCAUCCUGCCCGAGUACUCGGUCAAGGCCGAUGCAACGAGUGACACCGACCGCGAGCACUCUUUUGCGUUGGUCAAGGAGGGCGCGCGGACGUAUGUCUUCUCGUGCUCAGACGCCAAGUCACGGCUCAAGUGGCUGAAGGUGCUCGGCGAGGCGACAGCCAAGGACCGGGCCGAAGUCGACGAUGCGCAUGUCGAGGCCAUGGUCGCGUGCAUGCUCGCUGGCCAGCCGCUUCCGCUCCGCGAGAGCUUUGCCGACAACCCGGACAAGGUGGUUAUUGCCGAAGAGGUGGUAGUCGACGAUGGCGUGGAGGAGCGCAACAUCCUGGUGCUGGAGAACCAGCUGGUUGUGGCCGGCACAGUCCAGACCCUAGUCGAGCUGCUCUUCUUCCGGCACGGUGCUGAUCCGCAGUACGUUGCCACGUUUUUCCUCUGCUACCGGCACGUCAUGACGGCUGACGAUCUCAUGACCCGCAUCCAGGUGUGCUUUGAGAGCCCGCCGGUGGAUCCGCGCGACCGACUCGACGGUGGGACCGGGAGCGAGGAGGCUGUGUCGGAGAUCCGGUUCCGGAUCAUGCAGGCGCUACAGAUGUGGGUCGAGGGCCACUGGUAUGACUUUCACGACGCGCCACACCUGGUCGACGCGCUGGAAGAGCUCAUGGGCAAGGCGCAGAACCUUCAGGGCCACGAACAGGUCAUGCGCGAGAUGGCCAAGGAGCUGAAGGCGACGAUCAAGCUGUCGCGGUCGGCGGCCAAGGCGGCAGUCAAAGCCGCCCGUAAGCGGGCCAACGACAAGGCGUCGGUCGCGGCGGCGGCCAAGAAAGCCAAGAAGCGGUCGAUCAUCAACUUUACCACCCAGGUUGAGUCGCCGAUCGAGUUUGCCGACGAGAUCACCCGGAUCGACCAGGAGCUGCUUGAGGGCAUCCGGCCCGAGGCGUUUACGCUCCAGCUCUGGGGCACCUACGCCGGCAACGAGUAUGUGGAGGCGCUCAAGGACAAGCUCGACGAGCUUGUGGAGCGGUUCAACUUUGUCUCGGCGUGGGCCGGCUCGGAGACGGUGCUCAAGCCGGACCUCGAGUCGCGGGUGGCGACGCUCCGCGCGCUGAUCGACAUUGGCGACCGGUUGCUCGAGCUGCAGAACUACAACGCGCUCAUGGCGCUGGUCUCGGGCCUCAAUUCGGCGGCGAUGCAGCGGCUCAAGAAGACGUGGGACGCGCUGCCGUCAAGCAAGCGUUCAGCGAUGUCCAAGCUCGAGACGGUCAUGGACCCGCAGAACAACUACGGGGCGUACCGUAACCGGAACAAGCCACUGACGGCCAUUCCCUUUGUCGGCCUCUACCUCAAGGAUCUCACGUUCCAGAACGACGGCAACCCCAAGCGAGUCGACGGCGGGCUCAUCAACUUUGACAAGUGGCGCCACAUCAACAACUCGGUCCGCUCCGUCCUCUCCUACGCCCCGCACUCGCUCAACAUCCCGCGCCAAAAGGCCGCCGAGAAAUAUCUGGCCAUCGCCCAGAUCCUCGACGAGGACACGGCGUACAAGUACUCGCUCCUCGCCGAGCCACGCGCCAAAAAGGCCGCCGCCGCCGCCGCCUCAUCGAGCGACGGCCAGAGUGUCCGGCUCAUCGAAAAGUGGAUGACCGAGUAAACGCACCAAGCUACGA
This is a messenger RNA of Thecamonas trahens ATCC 50062, 3481 nucleotides long. RefSeq names its product Ras GTP exchange factor. Lineage: Eukaryota; Apusomonadida; Apusomonadidae. Gene Ontology annotation, biological process: Ras protein signal transduction; positive regulation of GTPase activity. The record is from RefSeq and is a predicted model, not a curated record. The transcript has 2 exons. Gene Ontology annotation, molecular function: guanyl-nucleotide exchange factor activity. Gene Ontology annotation, cellular component: plasma membrane. The coding region runs from base 1 to 3465 and encodes 1154 amino acids.